Molecule: messenger RNA, 1296 nt
Organism: Lachancea thermotolerans CBS 6340
Lineage: Eukaryota; Fungi; Ascomycota; Saccharomycetes; Saccharomycetales; Saccharomycetaceae
Gene: RCH1
Product: Rch1p
Exons: 1
Coding region: 1-1296 (431 amino acids)
Cellular component (GO): plasma membrane
Source: RefSeq, a predicted model, not a curated record
AUGCGGGAGGCGUUAAAAACAAGGUUAGCUCUCUUUAAGAUAUUGUACACCAAUAGAGUUACGCAAUUUCUAAUAUCUCAGUGGUUUUUCAUAACUUUGGCGGUGUUCAUUGUACUGGCUCACUUCUUCCCAAACUUUGCUCGUCAUGGCGGUACGAUUCGGGCAGAAUACACUAUAGGGUAUGGAGCGGUUGCUGCAAUCUUCCUACAAAGUGGGUUAAGCAUGAAAACACAAAAGCUAUGCUAUAACUUGGGAAACUGGCGUGCCCACCUAUCUGUGCUCACAAUCAGCUUUCUCGUGACGAGCUCUAUAAUGUUCGGGCUGUGUUCUGGGAUCAAAAAAGCAAAUGAUCCUGCUAUCGACGACUGGGUUUUGAUGGGGCUGAUUGUCACAGCAACUUGCCCAACGACAGUUGCAUCCAACGUGGUGAUGACGAAAAAAGCUGGUGGAAACGACCUCUUGUGCUUAUGCGAGGUCUUCAUAGGCAACGUGCUAGGCGCUUUCGUGACACCCGCGCUUGUUCAAAUGUUCACUUCUUCCUCGCUUUUUGCAUUUGGUAAUCCUGCUAGUGGUUCAAGUGUUUCGCAUUUGUACGCAGAUGUUAUGAAACAGAUCGGGCUUUCGGUGUUUGUGCCACUGUUUGUGGGGCAGGUGUUACAGAAUAUUUUCCCGGAGCAAGUUAGUUGGUGUCUCUCCACUUUCAAGUUAGGCAAGGUUGGAAGUUUCUGCCUACUUUUAAUCAUGUGGAGCUCAUUUUCCACCGCAUUUCAUCAGCGUGCGUUCGAGAGCGUUUCUCACGCAUGCAUCAUAUUUGUGGUCUUUUUUAACAUUGCCAUCUACCUGUUUUUUACGGGCAUAUGUUAUCUGUGGGCCAGACCCUGGUUUCUGCCGUUACUUUUCCCUACAGAGCCUACUCAGGACUCUUCAAAGGCGUAUAAGACUUUCUACAAAAUCCUUUCGCCGUUCUACUGCACCAAGAAAAAUGCCAUUGCAGUGAUGUUCUGCGGGGCAGCGAAAACCGCUGCACUUGGAGUUUCCUUAGUAACAUCCCAAUAUGGUAGCGACUCGCCCCACUUAGGUAAACUGCUUGUUCCGCUUGUGCUUUACCAAAGUGAGCAAGUUAUUACUGCCAAUUUUCUGGUGUCUUUCUUCAAAAAAUGGGCAGCCGACGAAAACAACGCUGUUAUAGAAACAGCCCAAGCCUCGAAUGACAUAGAAAGCGGAGCCACUUCAAGUGCAAAAAAGUCUUGUAACAUCGACAGAGAAACCCUGGCAUCAUCUUCCGCAAUGAAAUGA